Podarcis muralis (Common wall lizard) is the source of this 3162-nucleotide messenger RNA. Lineage: Eukaryota; Metazoa; Chordata; Lepidosauria; Squamata; Lacertidae. The record is from RefSeq and is a predicted model, not a curated record.
GUCACGUGAGGCGAACCCAAAGCGCUGCUUCUUCGGCUCCCUAAGAACAACGUUGCUGCUGCUUCUGCUCCUCUUCAAGCGCGCGCCAGGUAGUAAUGUGCAUUACGUCACUUCAAAAUGUGUUCAACCCUCCGUACUGUGUUUGGGACCCCUUCCUUAUUCUGCUGAGUGGGACUGUGGACCUCUGCCCCCAAGGUCCUGUCCAUAUGGCACCACUGAUACCUUCCUUGUCCUGAAAUGAAGGAUUUUUGGAGUGGUGGGGGUUGCAAUUGCUUCUCAACAAGUACCUGCACCUUUCUGCUGGAUCCCUGUGGUUCCCUGAAAGAAAGGCACUUUGGAUACACACAUUAUUACAGAACAAGUGGGGCCUGCUCUAACAAACUGUUGCAAUAGGAGUUGUUGUUGUUGUUGUUGUUGUUAUUAUUAUCAUUUGCAUAGAAUCAGAAUUGUAGAAGUGUAGAGUUGGAAGGGACCAUGAGGGUCAUCUAAGCCAACCCCUUGGAAUAUAGAAAUCUUUUACCCAACAUGGGGCUCAAAACCCUGACCCUGAGAUUAAGAGUCUCAUCCUGUACCCACUGAGCUUUCCCUCUGCAUGGACAGAUUGUGCUGCACUAUAUCAAGCAACAGAACCACAAUCCGAGCCUUUGGAUCAGCACAUAUAAGCAACUGUGUUUGCACUGUGUUACUGCUAAAGCCCAAUUUUGGUAGACUGAACACAGCAUUCCCGUAUUCAGAGUUCUCAGGUUUGAAUAAAAAGCCAUCAGGACGGCUUUGAAUCUUACACAGCCUAACUUCGGUUGGUGAAAAUCGUGUGUGUGAAAUUGUGGAUCAAGUUUGUUCCUCAACUUGAAUUUUGAACCUGGAGGAAAAAUUACACUCAUUUAAUUAACAGUUGUUUUAUUGUUGAAGUCAAGGGAAUUUGGGAGUAAGAAUGAUAUUGUUUGGGCAGUUCCAUUUCACUUGCCAAAUGAAAACGAGAGAUUUACAUAAAAUAUGAUGUAACUUUAGUAUAUAUAAGUGUAAGCUAUAUUGGACACAACAAUUUGAGUUUUGCAGAACUCUGUGAAGUUUUAUAUGGGUCCAUUUACAUCCAUUUUAUUUUGGGGUUCGCAUUAAUUUUCGUACAUUAGUUCAGAUUUUCCUUUUAAUACGCAUUUCUUUUUGUGUGUGUUGUAUAUUCUUCCGAAAAGGAUGCCACAUCUUAAUUUCUGUUCUCGGAGGUCCCCGGUGGUUUGCAGUAGCGCUUGCGUUGCGUCAAGCCAGACUCUCGCAACAAAUAUAGGCAUCGAUAUCUUAAAGAAUGGUGGCAAUGCGGCAGAUGCUGCUGUAGCAGUAGCAGCUGCUUUAAAUGUGACUGAACCAUGCAGUACCGGCAUAGGUGGAGACUGCUUCUGCCUCUAUUAUGACGCAAGCACAAAACAGGUACAUGGUCUCAAUGGAAGCGGUCGGUCUCCGCAGGCCCUGACCCUUGAGCUGCUAAAAGAUCACGGCUUCAGCGAGGCAAAUCGUCCCCCUCCACUACAUGCACACAAUGUCACCGUACCUGGUGCGGCAGCUGGCUGGUGCGAUGCUGUUGCUCUGCAUGGAAGCAAAAAGCUUUCCAUGCGGCAAAUUCUGCAACCAGCUAUAGACCUGGCUGAGAAGGGCUUUCCACUCUCAGAGAUUGCUUCCUACUGCUGGAAGAAAAAUGCUCAUGCUCUUCAGGCGCCUGGCAACCCACACGGGAAGGACCUGCUGAUAGAUGGCCAAGCACCUGAUCACGGACAAGUCUUCUGCAAUCCUUUUUUGGCAGACACUUUUAAGUUUCCAAUCCAGAUUAUUUUCUUCUUCCAGGAGUUGGCAGAACUUGGCAAACAAGGCUUCUACGAAGGCCGUGUGGCCAAAGCUGUUGUGGAUGUUAUUCAGAGCAAUGGUGGAGUGAUGGAUUUGGAGGACCUGAAAAGCCACGCCUCUGAAGAAGUCAAACCUAUUGUCACAAAUUACAAGGGUCUGAAUGUAUGGGAGAUCCCUCCGAAUGGGCAAGGAAUAACAGCGCUAUUAGCCCUGAACAUUUUAGAAAAUUUCAACUUGAAAGAAAUGGGCCAUAAUACUGCUCACUAUUUGCACAUCCUCAUCGAAGCUGUCAAAGUUAGCUUUGCCGAUACUUUAUGGUUCUGUGCAGAUCCAGAAAAGGUAGCUGUACCCACAACAAAGCUCCUUUCCAAACCUUAUGCCAGAGACCGUUCGAAGCUGAUAGAUUUACAGAGGGCAACUGCCAAAUAUAAUCAAGGAAAUCCUUUCCCGGUUGGUAGUGACACUGUUUACUUCACAGUGGUGGAUACCCAAGGCAAUGCCUGCUCUUUCAUUAACAGCAACUAUAUGGGAUUUGGCACAGGGCUGGUACCAGAUGGCUGUGGAUUUACAUUACAAAACAGAGGAGCCAAUUUUUCACUACAGCCUGGUCACCCAAACUGCUUGGCACCUAGGAAGAGGCCAUAUCACACAAUUAUACCCGCUCUGGCUACUGAUGCUGAUACAGGGGAGCUUCUGUGCUCCUUUGGAGUAAUGGGUGGAUUCAUGCAGCCACAAGGGCAUGUUCAGGUACUGCUCAACAUGUUGGAAUUUGGAAUGAAUCCACAACAGGCUUUGGAUGUGCCUCGUUUUUGUGUCGAAUAUGACAAAAAGGUGGAUGCAUGGCUCGUGUCCUUGGAAGAUGGCAUCCCUCAGCACAUCACGGAAGCACUGAUAGCCAAGGGACAUAGGGUCGUGGCCCCCGUAACUGGGCACAACAGGAGCAUGUUUGGACGGGGCCAAAUUAUCACCAAAGGAGACUGGUGGAGGCACUGGAGAAUCCUGCCUUCUUCUAGCAAUGUAUUCUGGGCAGGGUCUGAUCCCAGAGCUGAUGGCUGUGCAUUAGGAUAUUAGCACGGAAGAAAGAAUUGGCUGUGUUUUAAGUGGGUUAAAAAAAAUCGAUGUCCAAAUCGAAACUCAAAUCUGAAAGGGUAUAAACAAUGACAAUAUGGGUAAGGGGGAAACAGAUCAAAAUCUGCUUGAGCCAUAGCUUGGUAAUAGAGCAAAUUCUUUGCAUGUAGAGAGCCAGUGUGGUGUAGUGGUUAGGAGUGGUAGACUUGUAAUCUGGUGAACCAGGUUCGCAUCGCCGCUCCUCCACAUGCAGCUGCUGGG